Messenger RNA from Cordyceps militaris CM01, 630 nucleotides. RefSeq lists its product as uncharacterized. Bases 1 to 630 code for a protein of 209 amino acids. NCBI's taxonomy places the organism in Eukaryota, Fungi, Ascomycota, Sordariomycetes, Hypocreales, Cordycipitaceae. The transcript is spliced from 2 exons. The record is from RefSeq and is a predicted model, not a curated record.
AUGUUGUGUGUCAUUCCUUCGCGGGAUGACGCCGCUGGGCGCAAACUAUUCACUAGCCUUUUGACUUGCUAUCGAAAGCCCAAUCACUUGAAUGCCGGAGCGAGGGCCGUGGGACAAGGCCUCGUCGCCGAUGCGCAAGUCCAAUGCCAACAAAAAAGAAGAAGACGAGAGACGAGAUUGCAGAGCGCAUCACGCCAGCUGGUCGCCUUGCCGCGCGACCGGGACACCAAGCAAUGCUGUGAACCAACUAGUUCGACCCAGCGACCAAAGAUAGCGACCGAUUCCCCACCCGAUGGGUGUAUGUGGCUUUCUUGCGAUGCUUGUCCGGCGUUUGCGCUCUCCCAAAUCCCUGUCAGCGGAAUCGCUGCCAAUCCAGAGGUUAUAGUCGACUGCGCAAAUCGGAUCGCGAGGUUGCACUCGUCGACGGUAGUUGCUCAUCGUGCAGAACCGUGGUCUGAGGGCGGCGGCUAUGCCAUUCUCCCCCCCGUAUGUAGGAGUUCGAGCGCGACGGGACAAGAGAGUUUCGCGGGCAGAGAGCGCAUUGCGAACCGGUUUUUGAUCACCUGUCUGUCCCCUUCGCGGCGGCCGACGGCGGGUGGCGGCUUGUAUCAGAAUUGGGAUGUGCUGUAA